AAUAAUUGGCUGGGCAAUAAAACAAAACAUGGAAGGCUGGCUCAUCAGCUAGCUCAUGAUACACCAGUCCACAAUCAUCACUAGUCUAGAGAAUGGAUUGCUUUUCAUAUUUAUCAGCUCUCUCUCUCUCCUUCAUCAUCUUUGCUCAUCUUCUCUCUACUACAGUGGGAGGAGAAUCAAACAAGGCAGCCCAUUUCCCAGGAAGCUACCAAGCUUCAGCAGCACUCAAGAAACAUGGUGGCAAGCCUUCAUCUUCAUCUUCUUAUGAUAACCCAAAGCUGCCAUUUGAAGUUGAGUAUUUCCCACAGACUCUUGACCACUUCACUUUUCAACCCAGAGGCUACAAAAUCUUCUACCAGAAGUACCUCAUCAACAGGGAGCAUUGGCAUAAGGGAGCCCCUAUCUUUGUGUACACUGGCAAUGAAGGAGACAUUGGUUGGUUUGCUUCAAACACUGGAUUCUUGCUUGAUAUUGCCCCCAAGUUUCAUGCCCUCCUAGUCUUCAUUGAACACAGAUUUUAUGGAGAAUCAAUGCCAUUUGGGAAGGAGUCAUACAAGUCAGCAAAGACACUAGGGUACUUGAACUCACAGCAGGCCCUGGCUGAUUAUGCCAUUCUAAUCCAGAGCUUGAAGCAGAAUCUGUCUUCUGAGGCUUCCCCUGUUGUGGUUUUUGGUGGUUCCUAUGGAGGAAUGCUGGCUGCUUGGUUCAGACUUAAGUAUCCACAUGUGGCAAUAGGUGCACUGGCAUCUUCAGCACCAAUAUUGCAGUUUGAUAACAUCAUUCCAUGGUCUAGCUUCUAUGAUGCAGUUUCCCAAGACUUCAAGGUGGCAAGCUUGAACUGCUAUGAAGUGAUAAAGGGGAGUUGGUCAGAAUUAGAUGGACUUUCGACAGCUGAGGUCACAAAGCUUUUCAAAAGUUGCAAGAGUCUGAAACAUGUAGAAUCGGCCAGCGAUUGGCUUUGGACAGCAUUUGUGUAUACAGCAAUGGUGAAUUACCCAACUGAGGCGAACUUUAUGAUGCCAUUGCCUCCGUAUCCGGUGGAAAAGAUGUGCAAGAUUAUUGAUGGGUUUCCGGAGGCAGGGGCUUCAAAGCUCAGCAGGGCAUUUUCUGCUGCAAGUUUAUACUACAAUUACUCUGGAACAGAAGAAUGUUUCGACAUUGAAGUUGAAUCUGAUCCUCAUGGUCUCCAUGGUUGGGGCUGGCAGGCCUGCACAGAAAUGGUUAUGCCAAUGGUUGUGUCGGACGAGAGCAUGUUUCCUCCGUCUUCAUAUAACUACACAGAAACCGAACUCUCCUGUCAAAAGUCGUAUGGUGUGAAACCCAGACCUCAUUGGAUCACCACCCAAUUCGGGGGACAAAGGAUUGAGCAUGUGCUGAAGAGAUUUGGGAGCAAUAUCAUUUUCUCCAAUGGAAUGCAGGAUCCAUGGAGUAGAGGAAGUGUUCUGAAAAACAUAUCGGAUAGCAUAGUGGCCUUGGUGACUGAGAAAGGAGCACACCAUGCUGAUUUUAGGGCAGCUACUAGGGAUGACCCCAAGUGGCUCAUCCAACAAAGAGAGGAAGAGAUACAAAUUCUUCACAAAUGGAUUGGGGAGUACUACUUUGAUAUCAACCAACAUUGAACACAAUACAUUAGUAGUAUAACUAUAUAUUAUCCCUCAUAUUCAUACUUUUGUCAUGCUUUUAACGCUUGAGUACGGUGAGAAAUAUAUGGUGAAAUAUAUUUUAAUAAGAAUAAGUUAAUUAAUGCGAACAUGUUCU
Molecule: messenger RNA, 1758 nt
Organism: Cuscuta campestris
Lineage: Eukaryota; Viridiplantae; Streptophyta; Magnoliopsida; Solanales; Convolvulaceae
Source: the annotation of a GenBank genome assembly